AUGUUCGAGAAUUACGACCUCACCUUCCCCGACCAACCCACCGCCGAUCUCUACCUCCCGAUAUGGGCCAAGCUCCCGGCCUUCCGGCGCAAGCCGGCCUUCGUAUGGUGCAACGACGGCGCCGAGGCCGCGUCGAUGACGUUCGAGGACCUCGACGCGUCCGUGCAAUCGAUUUCGUCGCGGCUCUCGCUUUCGCUCCGGCGGGGCGACACCGUUUUGAUCUUAUGCCCGCCGGGGCUCGAGCUCGUCGAGAUCGUAUUUGCAUGCAUGCGGGCCGGGCUCGUCGCGGUGCCGGUGACCCCUCCGUCGUUCCCGGACGGAGAUCACCGUCACCUUAUUAGAGCCGUGUUGCAAACGCGGCCGAAGGCCGCGAUUGCGACGAACGGAUAUAUAGACUGUGUUUGGUCGUACGAGGCGGAAAAUGAUAACCGCGUAUCUCGACUUCUACGGAAACUUGUAUGGAUCGGCGCGGAGGGGCUUAAGGGGGCGAAAAUCGGCGACGGGUUACCGGCGCCGUAUCGAGGGUGUCGAGCGAAAGAAGUGUAUUUGAUUCAAUACACGUCGGGGACGACGGGAAAUCCGAAGCCGGUUUUAGUAACGGCCGGCGCGGCGGCUCAUAAUGUUCGGGUCGCGAGAAAGGCGUACGAUCUUAACCCGAAUAGCGUGAUCGUUUCGUGGCUACCGCAAUACCACGAUUGCGGUUUAAUGUUCUUGCUUCUGACUGUCGUAUCUGGCGCGACGUGCGUGUUAACGUCUGCAAGCGCGUUCGUAACCCGGCCGAGGAUUUGGCUCGAGAUGAUCACUGAGUAUAAAGCGACGUGCACGCCGGUCCCGUCGUUCGCUUUGCCGCUCGUCGUAAGGCGCGGGGAUACUAAUAAAGCUGGGACUUGUUCGUUAAAGCUUGAUAGUUUGAAGAAUUUGAUCAUCAUCAACGAGCCUCUUUACGGGGCUCCGACGGAGGAAUUCGUCAAAGCUUUCGCGCCGUUCGGGUUGAGUCCCGGGAGCAUAUCGCCGUCUUACGGCCUCGCCGAGAAUUGCACGUUCGUGUCGACGGCUUGGCGGAGCGGAAAUGGCGAAAAUCUCCCGAUACACGACGGGCUAUUGCCAAGCGCGAAGAUGGAUGAAAUAGAAGAAGAGAUCAAGAUGGUGAUCGUGAACGAAGAUACGUUCGAUCCGGUUGAGGAUGGAGUUGAGGGUGAAAUUUGGAUUUCGUCACCGAGCAAUUGCGACGGUUAUUUAGGACACCCGACAUUAUCGCGCGAAACGUUCCAUGCGAGGCUUAAAAACUAUUUAACCCGAUCGUUUGUCCGAACAGGGGAUAGGGGAAUCAUCAUAGCGACAUGCGAACGAUAUUUAUACGUAACGGGGCGAUGCUCGGACAUAAUUAGGGCAGCCGACGGGCAGGAGAUACAUCCUCAUCGCAUCGAGACAUCGGCUUACGACAGCUGCCCAGGGCUGCUCAGAGCCGGCUGCGUGGCGGCGUUCGAAUCGUUAGGAUGUGUAACGGUCGUGGCUGAGCUGCGGAGACCGGUGGCGGAGAAGAUAAUUUUGGCGGGAAUAUGCGAAAGGAUAAAAGAUUCCUUGGCGGGAAUCGAAGUAGGAACGGUGGUGGUUGUGCAGAGCGGGAGCAUUCCCAAAACGACGUCGGGUAAGAUUCGAAGAUGGGCUGCUAAGAUUAAAUUGGAAAGAGGAGAAAUGAAUGUGGUGUUUAGAACAGAGUUUCGUAACGGUACUUUUCUUGCAACGUUAAAGUCGUCGUCCAGAUAUAGUAGUCCUUCCGAUUUGUUGUCUUCUCUGUAA
Messenger RNA from Andrographis paniculata, 1800 nucleotides. RefSeq lists its product as uncharacterized. The record is from RefSeq and is a predicted model, not a curated record. The transcript has a single exon. Bases 1 to 1800 code for a protein of 599 amino acids. NCBI's taxonomy places the organism in Eukaryota, Viridiplantae, Streptophyta, Magnoliopsida, Lamiales, Acanthaceae.